Bombyx mori (domestic silkworm) is the source of this 5753-nucleotide messenger RNA. Its product is annotated as sodium-dependent neutral amino acid transporter B(0)AT3. Gene Ontology annotation, biological process: sodium ion transmembrane transport. The transcript is spliced from 15 exons. Gene Ontology annotation, cellular component: plasma membrane. The record is from RefSeq and is a predicted model, not a curated record. Bases 555 to 2669 code for a protein of 704 amino acids. NCBI's taxonomy places the organism in Eukaryota, Metazoa, Arthropoda, Insecta, Lepidoptera, Bombycidae.
UGGUGCUGAGUUGUAGUCUGGAAAGGGCCAUCGUCGCGGACGACCGUGUGUCGCGACCUUAAUAAGAAAUCGAAUGAAAUUUUGGAUUUAUUUUGGCCUCAUAAGGACACAGCGCUUUGAACGAAACAAAUUAGAAUAAAAAUAAUUCACUUGGGCGUUCUCGGUGGUGUACGUUUGGCAAUUAAAGGCGACUUACCGGUGUGACCAGGCCACUGACGUACAAAUAAAAUGAGGGCUUAAACGAGCAUCGCGGAAACAAUUAUUAAAAGCAUUACAAUGUCCCUAUAAACCGUUCUGCAACUAAAUAUUUAUGUACAGAUCAAUCGACAACGUCUUCAGAGAUUCAUUGAAGCUACGACAGAAAUUACUGAAGAGAAUAAAAACGUAUUUCAAAGAAAUCGAAUUCAUUAAAAAAGACGCGAUACGAUAUUACGAAGAUUAUAAUGAAACAAAAUAAUAGCGUAUUAUGAACAUAUUCAUAGGUAACCAGUAUCAUUUAAAAAAUUUAGUAAAACUAAAAUAAGGUUGGGUACGCGAGAUAUAUUGAGCACAAAAUGGCGGCCAAAGCUGAGACUAUAGGGCCGCGUAAUGGCCACGAAUUGGCGCCAUUAACGACGCGGGCUGACGGCUCUGAACGACCCCACGGAGUUACCAUCGUCCUCCAAGGUUCUAGAGGAUCAUUGCACCGCGACGGACCGGACGAUGACAGGGCUGCCUGGUCCGGGAAACUACAGUUCUUUUUGUCGAUUAUUGGAUACUCUGUGGGCUUGGGUAACAUUUGGCGGUUUCCGUAUCUGUGUCAACAAAAUGGCGGAGGUGCCUUUCUGAUUCCGUUCCUCAUCAUGUUGGUCCUGGAGGGUGUACCUCUGUUCCUGAUAGAGAUGGCCAUAGGGCAGAAGAUGCGUCUCGGAAGCCUCGGCGUUUGGAACACCAUCCAUCCCUGGCUGGGUGGUAUCGGCAUAUCCAGCUGCAUAGUGACCCUAUUCGUCGCUCUGUACUACAACGUGAUCAUAACCUGGGUUUUCUUCUAUCUAUUCAACAGCAUCCGGCUAACAGCAGAUCAGCUACCCUGGUCUAGCUGUCCCCAGGACAACGGGACAGCUGAGGCCGAAUGCAACAAGGCCUCAGCAACAGUUUACUUCUGGUACCGGGAGGCUCUGGACGCGGCGCCCAGCAUCGAGGACCCGGGGGUGCCGCGCUGGUGGAUCGUGCUCUACUUACUUCUCGCUUGGGUUAUCGUGUUCUGCAUAGUGAUGAAGGGAAUCCAGAGUAGCGGGAAGGUGGUGUACUUCACGUCUCUGUUUCCGUACGUGGUCCUGACCAUCUUCUUCAUCAGAGGCAUCACGUUGCCUGGCUCCUCGGACGGGAUCCUUCAUAUGUACAAGCCGAAGCUGGAAAAACUUCUGGAUCCAACCGUCUGGUUGGAUGCGGCCACUCAAGUGUUCUAUUCCUUCGGUCUGGCUUUCGGUUCGCUGAUCGCGUUCGGCUCGUACAACCCUCCCAACAACAACUGCGUGAGGGAUGUGCUCCUCGUGUCCGUCUGCAACGCCCUCACCGCCAUCUACGCCUCCGUGGUCAUCUUCAGCAUCCUCGGCUUCAAGGCGUACACCAUGGUCGAAACCUGCAUUACGAAGGAAAUUAAAGUGCUGGCUCUCAACCACAUCGGCGGGUUCACGCUCAACUCCACUCAAGAUUACUACCGCGAGGAGUAUCCGAAGCUGAACGAGACCCUCGUGGCUGCCUUCAACUUGACCGGCUGCACCAUGAGCCGACAACUAGAUGAGGCUGCCGAAGGUACAGGGCUGGCCUUCAUAGUGUUCACGCAGGCGAUUCUGAAGCUGACUCCAGCUCCGUUCUGGUCCAUAAUCUUCUUUCUGAUGCUGCUGUCCCUGGGUCUGGGCAGCCAGAUUGGUAUCAUGGAAGGGAUGCUGUGCACCAUUUUCGAUAUUGACUUCUUCAAACGACUCAGCAAGCCAGUUAUAACCGGAAUUGUCUGCUCGUUCUGUUUCCUCGUCGGUCUGAUCUUCACGACCGGAGCCGGGGAGUACUGGCUGAAGAUGUUUGAUUCGUUCGCCGGCACCAUAGGCCUGGUGGUCGUCGCUCUGCUGGAGAUGGUCUCCGUGAUCUACAUAUACGGACACGAAAGGUUCAGCAACGAUAUAUACGAGAUGACCGGCUACCGGCCCGGGCUGUACUGGCAGGUGACUUGGCGCUACGUGGGGCCCUUCAUAGUCACCUGCAUCCUGUUCUCGUCACUGGUCUUCAUGCUGAUCAACCCGCCGACGUACGGCGCUUGGGAUGCUAACGAGGGUCGCGUUGUAAAAACCCCGUAUCCAACAUGGGUGCUAUUCAUCGCAAUACUGAUGAUCCUGGCCGGUGUCCUGCCAAUACCUGCCGUGCUCCUGCUGAGAAGGUUCCAGUGCCUCGCCUUCGACGUGGACAUUCACCAGGGUUCCAUCCGACGUAUAGAAACCACAGUUUCGACUAAGGAGAUGAUGAGCGACCAAGAUGUUCUGUCGCCGGAGACCGCGCCCCCCGCCCCCGCGCAGCUCGUCGCGGAGGCCGCCAGCACUAAGUUCACUAUCGGCGAUUUUGACUGUGUGGACAGCGGCGAGGAGAGAACGUCCAGACGCCUGCCAACGAGCAUCGUGCGACGUACGAAGAAAUAAAUGCCGAUUCUGACAGUGACAGCUUCAAUUCAAGCAGCGAUGAUGAGAUAAUUAACCUUAACAAUGCCGGCCGUCUCGCCAUGAAGCCGAUCGGCCACAAACCGAUCACAUUCAAGAUGGAAGUCAUAGAUGAUUGACAAGAAAAAAGCACAGCCUAUUUAAUUAAAUAUUAGAUAGCGAAAAAAAUAUAUAGAAUAGACGGCGCUAGGUACUUGUUGGCAAUAUCGAUAUGGCCGUCCUGGGCAGAAAACAAUUUUUAUUUGCUAAGGAAAAAGAGAAUCUGUCUUUUUAAUAAGUUUGUUUGUUGAACACGUAAUGUACAGCAAAGUGGUCGUUAACAUCUGCUUUCCGCGAGGUCGUUAGAUCCUUAUCAUUUGUAUGUUGCUUUCAACUGUGCUACAUCACGGGCGGUAUAAAAAACUAUAGUUACAUUUAAUUCUACGACCGCGACCUGACGUAGAACGAUUUGCCUACACCGCUUAAAUAUACACAAGCUUAAGGACAUUUUUACUGGUGGUAGGACCUCUUGUGAGUCCGCAUUCAUUUCAUUUAAUUUCACUCCAUAUUAUCAUUUUUCAUAAAAAUAAGAAUAUAUUAAAAUAAGACAUGACUUAAAGGUCUUAGUUACCUGGUCUAAAAAUCCCUAAAAAAAAACGAGUCAAUAAGCUUCGCGUAUUCAUGUUUAGUCGAUAUUGCCCAAGUAACUGUGCAUGUUUAUUCUCGCACUGUCGGAGAUAAAAAAUACAAAAAAGUACCUACUCUAAUGUGCCAUACACCUUAUUAAAUAGGUACACACUGUUGAAACAUUAACACUAAUCUAAAAUUAUGGCUUUAAAAAUAAACAAUAAAUUCACUAUGAAUAUUGAUUAGGUAUAUCAAAAAAAUAACAAGCUCCUUCGUUGAUUAUUUAUAAUAAAACAGAUUAGUUGCAAUUUUAUUUAUAAUACACAUUUUAUUAUUAAAAACAUAUUGGUAAAAUAGACUAUAAAAUUAGGUUAGGAAUUUUAAAUAAUGUUAUUUAGUCAAAAUUGAUAGUGAAUUUUAGAAUCUAUAAAAUGUUUGACAGAUCAAUUGUUAAAAUAGCGUCGUGUUGUAUAGGUUGUCAUUAAAUAUGAGCAUUUAUAACUUAAUUUUACUUAAUUUUCAAGGAGAAACAACGGAACCAUACUAAUUAUUUAAAAAAACGAUAGGUGUUAACUUUAGUAGAAACUUGAAAGCAUUUGCGAUGAAUAGCUUUAAAAUAUAUCACCCUUAGAGAAUCUGUGUUAUUUAAAUCAUUAGACUAUAUUGUCUCGUGUUGAAAAGGUCAAUAUUGUUGCUUGAUGUUCUUUUAAAAUGUUUCUAAAAACUUGCUUCAAAUUCAAAACUCGUAUGUCAUAAUAAAAAAAAAUCAAUAGGAGCGGCAGUAAUAAGCAGGUAAUUCAAAUUUUUAAGUUCUCUACCUUUUCUCCAUGGAGAGUAGAGGUAAGGAGAACCGUAUUUGUGUGUGAAAAAGUGUCCGUUAAAAUCUGCUAAAUAAGGGAGACGCUUCAGUAGCAACCGGGUAAAUUUAAAAAAAGGCGCUGAAAGUUAUUAGAUUAAGAUAGAGAAAUAAAAAAGGACGAAAGAACUGUAAGCACUACAAAAUCACAAAAAGUAUUUUAUUUAAAGCUGAUAAGAAAAUGCAAUCGAUGUCUCCACUUUUUACCACAGCGAUAAUUUUAGGUUAUAUUGACGAAAUUAGUUUAGACUACGUAAACAUGUGAGGUCACUAACUACUCUAGUCAUUAAAUAUAUUAAAUUUCCUAACUCAGCAUACUUCAAUCAGUUGUACAACUGCUCAAUUCAUAUCAUAAUACCUUGUGCCUAUGCUAGCGCCAUCCUGGAGGAUUAUUGAACUGUUAUUUAAUACUGAAAGUGGGACACUUUUCCAAACUUCUCCUAUGUGAGACGGUUCUCCUUACCUUUACCCUCCAUACUUUUCUCUGCGUCACAGAUAAUAUGACAUUUAGUAUGCCAAUGCCCUUUAAUAAAAUUUUAUGAAGAAUCAAGAGCUAUUCUCGGUACGUACUUUGUGCAGCUCUAUCCACAGUAUUGACCUUGAUAAAAUAUAUUAACAUGAACCGUCACCACCGACUCAUUUUAGUUCAGUCAGUUAAGGUAAUACAUAGGUGUACCUACAUUUUUGGCAUGCGAUCUAAUUUAAGAUUAAAAACUACCAUUCAAUGCAUUUUCUAUUGCCUAUUGAAGUAAACAAAAAAAAGAUUAUUUGAACGAUGAUCUGAAACCUGGUACACAAAAAAUAAUUUUAAUUAACAGAUAAUUAAUAAUAAGAUUUUACAUUCAUCGAUCUAUAUAUAUAAAAAUGAAUUUUGGUCUUGAAUUAUUUGUGGAAGUCCAGCGAAGGUUUAAAAGGUUUACAUAAAUAUGAAAAUGCUUGGAAUUAAAUAAAAAUAACAAUUUUGUUUUUCCUUUGAUGUGUCCCCCGUUGAAUGGAUUCCUUUUGUUUGUUUUAAUUUUAUUUUAUACAAAAGUUUAGGUAUUUUAAAUAUCGAUUGAGGCACUACGAAGUCUGCCGGGUCAGCUAGUUAAACAAUAAAAAUGCAGAAAAAACUAGUCACAGAUUUGUAGUAUAGGAUAGUUUGUUUGUUGAAGUGUAGAACGCACACGUCAUUAAAUUCAAGCGCUUAAAAAAGGAUAAUGUUAAACACAAAACAAAAUGGAGGCGGGAAAUAAAACGGUUUUGACAGGAGUUGGCAUAUUUACCACAGACGUUAUAUAAACUAUACAAAGAAGGAUAGGUACUGCAACUAUUCAUACUAAAAUAUAUUUACUGUUACGUUUGACAAUAGUUGUUACAUAUGCUUAACGUUUCUCCUAACUUUUAGAAUAAUUUUGCGGCGAUAACGAUCAGCAAUUAUAAGCUAAUCGACUGUGUAACGCCCUUAUUUAAUUGAUUAUUGAAAUGAGAGUGCUCAAUGAAGAGCUGAACUAUCACUUACGUAGUUAGUAACUGGAUUACAUCCUACCUAGUAAUUGUAGACAUUAAAAUUAAUAGAUUAGAUACAUUUUCAAAUGCAAAAUAAAAUAUUGCUACGAAAUAUA